This is a messenger RNA of Daphnia carinata, 3179 nucleotides long. RefSeq names its product microsomal triglyceride transfer protein large subunit-like (gene Mtp). Gene Ontology annotation, biological process: lipoprotein metabolic process; lipid transport. The coding region runs from base 259 to 2973 and encodes 904 amino acids. The transcript has 17 exons. The record is from RefSeq and is a predicted model, not a curated record. Gene Ontology annotation, molecular function: lipid binding. Gene Ontology annotation, cellular component: basolateral plasma membrane; Golgi apparatus; endoplasmic reticulum. NCBI's taxonomy places the organism in Eukaryota, Metazoa, Arthropoda, Branchiopoda, Diplostraca, Daphniidae.
AAAUUUUUUCUAAAUAUAUCUAAUUCCUUGAGGAAUUGUGGCACAUGUGUGCGAUAUUGGUAAAAUGGGAAAGAUGGAUUUUGCUGCUUCAUGCAUCUGAGAUAAUGCAAGACAGCUUUCCUCGCAUGUGUUAGUCGGCGACCAGCUCUAUUGCUGGAACAUCAUACUGGCUCUGGUCUGUGGUUACCAAAUAUUUCAUCUUGUGAUUAGUAUUGUUUUUAGUCAUCUUCAGCAAGUUUUGCUUCACAAAAAUUAAACAUGAUUCAGCCUGGGAUAACUUUGCUGCUGAUCUUAGCUGUAUUCAGUUCUAUCUGUCAACAAGCUCCUGCAACUAGCACUAGACAAUAUGAAUUGGGGACCACAUAUAGCUACCACUACACAGCUGCAGUAUUACUUAAUGAAGCACCACCACUAUUCUCCCAAAAUGCAACUAAAGCAAGAGGGACUGAUGUUGGAUAUCAAAUUACAGCAACAGUUGAAGUAACACCAGUAUGGCGGAACCCGUCAGAUGCCGCUCACAUGCUGUUUGAACUAUUGAUGUCAAGCCCGAAGCUUUCUGUACGGUCUCGAAAAGCCCAACAACCUGAUGGGUUUGUUGAUCACUCGUCGCCUUUGGAUGAUGCGCAAUCCACCCCUGUGUACAUCGACUGGAACGAUGGGCAAAUAUCUCAUAUUUACGCUUUUGAAUCUGAAUCUGUUUCCCUCAAGAACCUAAAAAAAGGCAUAGCUAGCCUUUUCCAACUUCAGACGUCGGGCAUUGAAAUUCAUGAACUUGAUGCUUCUGGAAAUUGCACCGCCACCUAUAACAGCCUAGGUGGCCGCACGUUUUUAAAAAUUAAAAGUAAUUGCCAAUUUCGAAGACCAACUUCGUCAUUUUCCCAGUCUCAGAAAAUCUUGGGUAUAGCGUCUGUCAGCAGCCAACAAACCAAAUUUAAUUUAAAAGGUGAUUCCGAUGUAAUGGACACGUUGACAUCGACUGAAGUGCAUGCCAUCAGAGUGAAGCUGCGCUCUCAAGCCGGAGCUUCUGUGAUUUCACGUCAGUAUCUUCGAUUGAACGGCGAGUCAAAAUCAAAUAAGAAGUUUCCUGCCGCAUCACUCGCUAAAGCGGUCAAUUCAAUUAUGAUGAGUACAAAUGUAAACCUUAUCGAAGAUAAUCUUCAACUCGUGGAAGAAUCGGUAGACGCCUGUGAAACUUCGUCUUGCAAAAACCUUAAAAAAGCUGUUAAUGAUCUGAGAAAAAACCUUCAAACCUCAAAUGUUGCGAAGCCUUCUGGCGCCGGUGCAUUCGGCAAACUUUUACCCAUUGUCCGGCGGUCAUCAAAAGUUGAUAUUUUGGCUUUGUUGAAAGAUUCCAAGAACAAACCUAUUUUACCUCAGCUGAUGGACGUUGUGGCAGCGGCUCAAACCGCUGAAAGCUUCACUGCUGCUCUAGAGGCAAUCAACUUUCAAUCUCAAGACAUUGAUCUGGCUGAACGAUUUCUACAGGUGGUUUCUUUAUCGACCCAUCCCUCUGAAGAUAUUCUUCAAGGUUUGUUACAACUCUCAAGGAAAAUCAAGUCAGAAAAGCUCAGCGAAACAGCAUUACUGAGUUUGGCUGCUGUAACGAGAACUUUUGCUUCAAAUCCGGAGAAAGCGGGCAGUCCGUUGGUGGCAAAGAUCCACAAAUACGUUACCGACAACUUGGAAGCUUGUUCCAAUGAAGACUGUAAACAACUGUAUAUGCGAGUUCUAAGAAAUUUAGGCUCAAUAGAAAUGCUGCCCAUUCUAUUAGCUCACAUUGACAGUAGUGACAAGAAGACUUCAGUUUGGGCAGUCAAAGCUGUCAGAGCUCUUCCCGCAUCCAUUUUCCUCGAUGGCCGCGUCAAAGAAAAACUGCAGCGAGUUUACUUCCAAAUAGGCCGCCGUUACGACUCGAGCGCUCGCACAUUGGCAUUGGAUACGUUACUCGAACAUGAACCUGACGAAGCCUUUCUUCUUGAGGUUUUGACUUCUCUUUCGAUGGGAGGCAGCGAAAAUUUAGAACUAAACACCUACACCUUGCAACGAUUGCAAGAAUAUGCUGAAAACGAUCCAAUUUUACACUCGAAACUAAAACAACUCUUAUCAGAUCGACCGUCUCUAAAUACUUACCACGUGUUUGCCCAAAACGGGAUGUCGACUACUUUUUCUCGCGUUCUUUAUCGCAACAUUGAUGGGAAUGGAACUUUCAGUUCUUCCACUGAAGCGGUAAACAAAAUGAUGAAGCGUGCUGCGUUUGAUGUCUACGUGCGCAAUUCCGAAGAUGCCUUUCAAUUACUCUCGGUUGGUCUUUUUACUGGAGGGCUGGGUUCCCUAAUGGGGUUUUCUAGCACAGAAGGUGAAGAAGAAGAAGAAGCUACGGCUGGAAUGGAAGUUACACUUGCGGGCGUCCAGCUCAGACCUAUUGUUUUCUUUACUGGUCAAGGCGAGCUAAUGGGUCACGUUUGGUCAGGAACAGCGUCCGAAAGAACCACUGCUCUGCAGGCAACUGUGCUGCUUCAAGAUCACCGUCAAGCAGUAGUACUACAAAGCGGUUUCAUCGCUGUAUUAGAUAUUCGUGGAUCUGUUUCUUUUGAUUUCGGAGGAGAGAUCCAAAUCAGUAUUUGGAACAGAAACUCGCAUUCAGUUGUGGAAGAUAUCGCUGCGUGGCAACUGGAUGGAUCAUUGAGAUUAGAUACACCUUUUGUUAAAUCUUCCGUUGAUUUCACGACGAGCGCCGCCUCCCGUGUCGAUUUCGUGAAUGACGUCAGCUUCGCUAAUGGGAUUCUUUUAUGCUUGCGUAUGGGUCAAGCCGAGUUCCAUAUAAAUUACACUGUACAAAAGCGUGAAAGCAUUCCGGGCACUAAGCAUUGGAUUCAUAAGAAGAAAAAACGUAAGGAUUUUAUCCCGGGUCGCACGUUUAAGCUGAAUGACCAAAAUUCUGGCUUUUGUAAUGAAAUGUUUCCUAAAACAUAGAAUGGAUCAUCAUUAAAAAAAAAACCGUAUAGUCUCAAUGCCGGUCUGUUAAGUAAGUUCUAGGGUCCAAAGAUGCUCAAAUGAAGCUAAGUGGUUUAAGUAGUUUACAACAUGAUGGUUAUAAACAAAAAUUAAAAAAAAAACUGUGGCAAUGUGAAAAAUGUGUUUGUUGCUGAAUAAACCUGGAUAUGUUCCAUUAAAACAAA